ACGUCUUUUAUUUUUAUGUUACACAGCUACAUAUUUAAACUUAUCAACUGUAUUCAAGCAGAAGGAGGAGAAGCACAAAUGGAAUAUGUAGUAGAAGAUCAUUCUGAAGAAUCUGAUAAUGAUAAUGCUGAUGACUUAGAAAUCCAAGCUGAAACAGAAAAUACAAAAGACAAUGAUGAAAGUGAAACAAAAGCAAAAAAGGCAAAAGAAACAACUUUAGAUGAAUCUGAUGUUGAUUCUGACCAGUCUUGUCCAAUAUGCAUGGAUUUAUGGACUAGUUCUGGGGAUCAUCGUUUGUGUUGUUUACGAUGUGGACAUUUGUUUGGAUAUAGUUGCAUUUUAAGAUGGUUACAAACUUCUUGCACUAGUGGCAACCGUCGUUGUCCACAAUGCAAUAGAAGAGCUGCUGUGAAAGAUAUCAGAAUGUUGUAUGCCAAAAAGUUAACGUCUAUAGAUACCAGCGAAUUAGAUAAAUUAAAAGAACAAUUAAAUAAUGUUAGUUCUGAAAAAAAUCGUAUAGAAAUGGAACUUUCAAAAUAUACAUUAAGACAAAAGUUAUUUGAACAGCAAAUUGCUAGUAUGAGGAAUAGGAUCUCUGAACUAGAAAGUCAGCAAUCAGAAAUAAAUAUUCAUUCUUGCCAGAAGAUAUCUAAACAUAUGAUUAAAAAGUUCCAUUUAGAUCGAUCUAUAGAGAUAUGUAAGGAUGGCGGUUGCCGUGUAUUAGACUACAACCCAUGGUUUGGAUUCCUAGUUGUAUCCCAGAAGUCAACUAAUAUGUUAUUUUCGGGUUAUGGUAUUAAAAAAAUUGAUUCGGAUAAAUUUCAACCACGUCACUUUAUUCUUUUACAUAAUCAAGUUAUAAGAGAUAUUACAUUUAAUACAACUCAACAGUCAUUGCUGCUUAGUGUUGGUUUCGAUAAAUGUGCAAAAUUAAUGGAUAUUCAAAAUCACAUUAUUUUGCAUACUUAUCAAACAGAAUCUCCAUUGUGGAGCUGCUGUUGGUCAGGCAAUAAUUCAAAUGUGUUUUUUGCGGGUGCACAAAAUGGAUCUAUAACACAAUUUGAUAUUAGGCAAACUUCUGGUGCUGUUGAAACUUUAGACAAUGCAGGCGACAGAUCACCAGUAGUUUCUCUAGCAACAGUGCCUUCUAAUCCGGGUAGCGGUAUUAGUCGAGGUGGAUUCAUAGCAUGCCAUUUGAGUACAUGCUAUGCUUAUGAGCAGAAAGACUCAAAAUAUUUACCUAAACAAAUAUUCCUUGAAGGUCCGUUUGUAUCUGUAUGUUAUGAUGAAAAGAAUAAUCAUACUUUGAUAUCUUCCCGACCAAAUGCUAGACAGCCUCAUGCACGACACAUAGUAUGUACUAUAGAAAAAGAUAAUGAGGAAUCAACAAUUUGUAAUGUAGUACAUACGUUCCAUGCUGGUAAUUCUCAACAGUUAUUGUCUCGACCAUGUUACUUAAAUAUUGAAAAUGAUACAUUAGUUGCUGCAUACCAAGAAUCUAGUACCAGUAUAUCAUUAUGGAGUGUAUCUACUGGAAAACAAAUAAAUAGUCUUCCUGUUUCUGAUCCUGUAGUGGAUAUGUGUGCAGUUGACGUUAGUAAUAAUUUAUAUUUGGCAACACUCUCUUCAAAAAAAGUUAGAAUUUAUAAUCAUGGAUAACUAUUAUUACUAUGGAAGUAAAUAAAAAUAUCAUAUUUUUUCCAUACACAUCAUACAUUUAUAAUGUAAUAGAUACAUGAUAUAGCUAAUAAUAUUGUAUUUGUUUUUACAUUAAAUUUAAACAACAUUAUUUUAUAUAAAAUUA
This is a messenger RNA of Bombus pascuorum, 1804 nucleotides long. RefSeq names its product E3 ubiquitin-protein ligase RFWD3-like (gene Rfwd3). Gene Ontology annotation, cellular component: nucleus. Gene Ontology annotation, molecular function: ubiquitin protein ligase activity; protein binding. The record is from RefSeq and is a predicted model, not a curated record. Gene Ontology annotation, biological process: interstrand cross-link repair; protein ubiquitination. The transcript is spliced from 3 exons. Bases 16 to 1659 code for a protein of 547 amino acids. Lineage: Eukaryota; Metazoa; Arthropoda; Insecta; Hymenoptera; Apidae.